CGCCACUACGAUAAGAACUCGCGCAGAUGGCCAGGUUAUCGAGGGCGCAUGCACGGGAAACAGAGUACAGUAGUUGCUCUUCGACGAGUGCGAGAUGACGGCAGAAUCUCCACCGGAAGAAAAACUCCCCAAUGAGCACGAUACACUCAAAUACUCUCUCUUGGGCCCAUCAUUGACAAAGUCAGGUCAGGAUAAUGUUGACCAGCAGAAGGUCUCCGAAAUCAUCUAUAAUGCCUCCAAAGGAUCCAAGUACUUCAACAAUGAGGAGGCUCGAGACAAACAACUUACGCAGAAGAUCGAACGAAUACUCGCGAAGAAGAGCCAGCUCGAAAAGCUAGACCUGAGUCAUGAUCGGAGGAAGGCAGAUGAAUAUAUUGCAGAGCUCGAGUUGUCCCGCGACUUAUCCCAAACGAUAGUGCAUGUCGAUUGCGAUGCCUUCUACGCUGCCGUGGAAGAACUCGAUCGGCCUGAGUUGAAGGAGGUUCCUUUUGCGGUUGGAAAGGGUGUUCUCACAACAUGCAAUUACCAAGCAAGGAAAUUCGGCUGUAGGAGCGGGAUGGCCUCAUUUGUGGCCAAGAAGCUCUGUCCGCAACUUAUCCAAAUCCCAAUGAAUUUCGACAAGUAUAAAGCAAAAGCACAAGAGGUCCGCGAGAUUCUUGUCGAUUACGACCCGCGAUUUGAAAGUGCGAGCAUAGACGAAGCAUACCUCAAUAUCACCGAAUAUUGCUUGAAUAAUGACGUCGGUCCAGAAGAAGCAGUUGAACAGCUGAGACGAGAAGUUCACGAGAAGACCAAGAUCACGAUAUCUGCUGGCAUUGCUGCAAAUGCCAAAUUGGCGAAAAUCUGUUCCAAUAAAAAUAAGCCGAACGGACAAUUUCGACUUCCUAGUGAUAGGAAUAGCAUUAUGACAUUCAUGCGAGAUCUCCCUGUUCGAAAAGUUAACGGGGUUGGGCGAGUCUUUGAGAGGGAGCUUGGCUCAAUAGGUGUCAAGACUUGCGGAGACAUUUAUGAAUACCGGCAUUAUCUUUCAAGGCUCUUUGGUGAGAAGGCAUUCGUCUUCCUUAUUCAAUGCUACCUCGGUUUGGGACGAACAAAGAUCCAACCCGCAGAGGAGUACGAGCGGAAGAGUGUUGGAACGGAGAGCACAUUUGGUGAAAUGCAGGACCCCACGGCAAUACGCAACAAGCUACGGUCGACAGCCGAAGAAUUGGAGAAGGAUAUGCAGCGGACACAGUUCAAAGGUCGAACGCUGUGUCUAAAAGUCAAAUUACAUACUUUCGAAGUCAUUACUAGGCAAGUGGUUCCUCCGAAGGCCAUAUAUCUGGCUGAGGACUUGUAUAAGUACUCGUUGCCUAUGCUCGCAAAGUUAGAGCAGGAAUUUCCAGGUUUAAAACUACGGCUCCUGGGUCUUAGGUGUACCCAUCUCGUUAGUAUGAAAAAACCAGAUACCAUGUCCUUCUUUGGAUUCAAAACGAGAACUUCUACCGACACAGGUGAGGCUAGCGAUGAUCAACCAGAUAAUGGGAAGAGAAAAUCAGAUGCCCUCGAAGAUGGACAAUGGGAGACAUGGCCUGCUGAACGCCUAUUUGAGGAUGCUGAACGCCAAGAGCGUGAGGACGAGUUCCAAGAACUGGAAAAGCUCAGUCAGGAGGUUGAUAAACAGAGGCAGCACGGUAAAGAGAUAGUGCCAAAUCCGAAGAAAGAAGCAACACCAGAGGAAUGGUGGGACUGUCCAAUCUGUCUGAGACCGCAAACACCCAACGAGAAGAAAUUUAACGAGCACAUAGAUCUCUGCCUUUCGCGACAGACGAUCAGAGAUGCUGUUCAAGAAACAGCCACAAAAAUUCCAGCACGAGACCAUACGCCGGCCCCAAAGAGAGUGAAAACUGAGCGGGGAAAGGACAAAUCUGUAAUAGCGGUUGAUCCAAAGCAGCGCCGGCUAUGUUUUGGUUGAGAUGUUUUCAAUAUCCCAACCGCUCGCAGUGAGCGAGCGGAAAGGGAAAAUCACGAAAGCUCCAUUGCGGAGUUGAACAUCAUUGUAGUGACAUUUUAGUAGUCACCGAGGCUAGAAUCCUGAGAUAGGAAAGCCCAUAGGAUAUGACGGGAUGCACUCGUGAGCACUGGAAUCCGGCGGAGUGGCGUUUUGGUUGCGGGUUUGGAGAUGGAAUUUAUAGACUCGGCGCCCUCAGGUAUACUGGGCUGAAUUGAGCUUAUGAAACUAGUUAAGAUUCUCUAGGAAAAAUUCCUCCUUCAUGAAUCCAUACCAAGCCAAGCAAAGUAACCCAG
Amorphotheca resinae ATCC 22711 is the source of this 2286-nucleotide messenger RNA. RefSeq lists its product as hypothetical. The record is from RefSeq and is a predicted model, not a curated record. NCBI's taxonomy places the organism in Eukaryota, Fungi, Ascomycota, Leotiomycetes, Helotiales, Amorphothecaceae. Gene Ontology annotation, biological process: error-prone translesion synthesis. Gene Ontology annotation, cellular component: nucleus. The transcript has 2 exons. The coding region runs from base 95 to 1954 and encodes 619 amino acids. Gene Ontology annotation, molecular function: damaged DNA binding; DNA-directed DNA polymerase activity.